CUCGCGGAACACCAUCGCUGCUCGGGCCGCUCAUAUCUACUGGAUCUACAUUGUUGUUUAUAGUUGUAGUACUAUUUAAUCGUGGUGAUAGAAUCCUCGCCAUCAUAACCACAGGCAAAUAGGCACAUUAUUAGAAUACCUAGGUACGUAUAAUCAAGCUAUGGGGUAACAGAGCCUUACAGCUCUGCAUGUUUCAAGGGCUGUGAUGUUACUGUACCUAACGAUGGGAACUUGACAUGCACAAACAUCUGCUACUACACUGCACUGGCAGAGCAAUUACCCUGGUCACGUGCUUGCGUGAUUCCCCGACAUGUUGUUCACGCGCCCCGCGUUCUCCCCGACCUCAUUCUGUUUAGGUACCUUAGCACGCCAUGACAGCAUCCCGCGAGUCGCUACAAUUCUGUGACAGCCAUGUCGGGCCAUAUCGUGUACGACGGUGUUUCCCGUACUGCUCAGGAUGACGAACACGAUGAUCAUAGGCUUCCGCAACUCUUUGCAGGGCAGAAGUUGUGGUUCCAUCACCAAAUCCCCCAACGGAAAUGGCUGAUUGACAAUGCCAAACUGUAUGGUGCGACCGUCGUUGACCUGGACAAGCACGCAGACAUCAAAUUGGUCGACCAUGCGAAGAAGAACAAUGCGCCAGGCACACAUUCCUACAGAUACGUCGAACUCUCCAUCCGAAAGGGCAGGUUGGAGAACCUCGCAGACCACGCUGUCGGGGCUUCGACAAGGGCAGGCCGAGCUGUCGGGAGUACUGUGACUGCGCCAAGGUCAAUAAGGGUGAACUAUACACCGGAGGAUGACCAAUUCUUGUGGAACUGGCUGAAGCCCUUUGAAGAUAGUGGUGGCCCUGUGAGCGGAACCGAGAUCUAUAGACAGGUAGAACAAGCAAAUCCCAGGCACACAUGGCAGAGCUGGCGGGAGCGAUGGCUCAAACAUACAAGAUUCCAGAAGAGACAGAUUACUUCCUCUACCCCCCAGACCCAAGAACAGACCGAGGAACAACCACAAGAGUCUCCGGUCCAACCACAGCCAAGAAAGAGGAGGAGAGAUCCGGAGGAUGAAGGCGACCUGGAAGCAAGCCAUCGAAACCAAGCGCGGCAACAGCGGGCUCCUUCAUCGUCCUUCAAACUUGCCACUCUUCCAGAAGUUGAAGCAAACGUCAAGCCUGUUGAAAAGCUCGACGCACCAAGACCAUCACAACAAAAGUCUAAAAGGCCUUUUCAGCAAAGUGCUACAACUUCAGAUGCAGAUCGCAGCAGUUUUUCGUUGCCAGACAAUAGAUCAUCAAUCUUUCGCACUUCUUUCUCCCGCGACGACUACCGACAGCUUUAUUUCCUGGUACCUAAGUUGACUGACAUCACUCUCGACGCCUUUCACAGUACGUGGGAGAAGCUUGCCGCUUCAGAGGAUUAUAACCAUCAUACCGCCGAAGAGUGGAAACUAUUCUGGACCACUCGGGUCAUUCCUGACUAUUGCAGGAAAAAUGGUCUAUGGAUCGAGGAAGUCGCUCCCUACUUACUGCGUCGUUCCAAGGAGGGUUCUACUACGAUCUCGCACAGCCAGGAGACAGAACAGUUUACCAGCUCGGCUCCAAGGAAGGUCAACGAAUCAAGAACCAUUGUCUGCAGCAACUGCUUCACGACAGAAAGCAACAAGUGGUGUGUCAACAAGAGCAAGGAAGGUGAAUAUCUCUGCAACCCAUGUGCGGUAUUUUUGAGACGCCACGGGGUACCUCGCCCAUCAACCGUGCGCCUGACAGUCGAAGGUGAGGACGAAGCAACUCCCCACCAGUCUCAAGCGAAAGCAUCAUCAGCAGCUGCCCCUCGUCAGCCUGAGCUUCGCCUUGCUUCACCUGCACCUACUUAUGCAAAGCGGCCGGUUCAAUCAUUCCUAUCAAAUCAAGAGGAAGCCAGGAUUGAUCACCAAACCCCACCCAGAUGUCUUGACCCAGAUCCUCGACCUGAAUCCCCUUCCUUCCAGCCGGAAUCGCCCACCUUGAUGAGACGUCCAGAACCGAACGAGGCCAGAAAACGAACGGGCAGAGAAUCUCAGUCACAGUCCACACAAGGCUCCAAUAAACCUACAUCGCAAAUUGAUUCAAAGACAGCCUCAGUCUUACCCGUGGGAGCUACAAUGGGACAAACAGGGUCAAGAGAAGCGGGGACAAAAUUUGCACGAAUGCGAAAAGAUCCAUCACCGGAAUGGCGGGUUGCAUCUAAUGUCCAACCUCCUCUGAAGGGACCUGGAGAGAAAUCGUCGCUAAGCUACGACCCUCGAAAGGUGGGAAGUGGUGACGCGUUUUCCUCCACGGGUACUGAUCGUGCUUCUUCAUCUCACCAUGUCGAAGACCCCUUCUCGGAGUAUGAUGCCAAGCCCACUCCUCAGGAACUUGAUGCCUUAGAUAAGUCGACUGGAAAUGUCGAUAGAGAUACCUCACCGUUAUUCGUGCCUGAAGAAGGGGCAGAAGACUCUAAUCCAGAGUACGAGCGCAAAAACGUCCAAGUAACGACUGCGGAAGUCAACCACAGCUUUCCAUCCAACGUUGCAGAUGACCCUUCUGAUCAUGUUUCCCAAUUCAUGUCCGAGAACUUGUCUGAUCCCGUGCAGUCAAUGAUGCCCACGGAGCAAUACGAGACUGGACAACAGUCUUUGGAAGCUUGGGAGACCGCACCACAGAGCCAGCGAUUGCAGAGUAUGCCACCCACCAAAACACAGGGCGCUCUCGAGAUCCCUGAGACUGCUGAUGAUGGGAUCGCCUCAGACUUCGACCUGCCUGAGCCCGAGGGUGGCUGGGAUAAGUUUCUUGCCGACGUUCCUCCUGAUGCAGAUAAUGAGGCGACCAAUAGCGAGCUAUCAGAUAUCAGCAAUGCAGCAAGCUCGGCGCCUGUCGAGGGUGCUGCGAGAGCGAGCACUAAGAGCGAAUUCCAGUUGAACGAGCUUGAGUCGCUUCCUCCACCUCCCCCUGACUUCCUGCCCACGCAGGCCGACGGCACUACUGAUGAAGAUGACGAGGCCCGCAAGAUCGAUGAGUGGAUAUCGCAGCAGAAGUCUCUCUACCCGAACAUCCACCGACUCGAGGCUGUUCUGUUCAAAGCACUCGAAUCCACGACCUUCGACCUUGGCCUUAGCAGCGAAGUGGUUCGGCUCAUACUGAGGGAGCUGCGGAAACGGGGACUCAGAGGCGGACCAAAUGUGAUCGUGGAAGAGGAGAUUGUACUCCCACAGAACAUGAAGGGCGUCUGGACGGAGGAAGACGAUAACCUGUUGCUCAGCACUAACUCCACAGACAUAGAACGAGUUUUAAGUAAACACGGUCGCGAGGGAGCUAGCGCCCGGUUCGACUUCCUGGAAAAGGUAGCGGAGGAUUGAAGAGUUGACAUGGUUGAAAAAUGGCACAGCUGUCCUUCUCUAGGAUGGGAUAGCUACGACGAAACGAGAGCGAAAUUCGAUGGAGCGAUUUGGGUAAACAAGGAAUGCUGUUUUGCUGACGCAUUGCGGCUAUCUUGAGCGUUUACUGCAUAGAGUCCUUCGGUGGGUUGAUGUUACCCGAUAAUGAGGACUACCACAGUCCCUAUGACAUGUUCGUGGCAUGAGAGCAGAAAGCAUCACUUGAAAGCCUCAUCUAGACACUUGAAUCGGAACGCGCCAUGGCUUGCCUAGCUAGACAGACGCUGCCGGACUGAAUGGUGCUAAUUUUUGGCUGUGGUGUUGAUUGCUCCAGCUUGCCAGGUGAGAGACUCCCGCGACCGAGGGCCAGUUGCUAGAGCGAAAUAUCCAAGGGAAGCGGGUCUUCGUACUGUUCAAGUUCCAUAUGAAGUUCGCCGUCAGCUCCCACCGGUUCACCAUGCGUUCGUUUCUGCAAUCGACGCCAAGUCCCCAUUAAACCGCAGGUUCCUUGAGCUGUCAUCCAUGAUACCGCAUCGGAAACUCAAAGUUCUCCAUUGCCUUAAUGGCUGAUUCCCCCCAGAGCCAGCACCGCCAGCAAACGUCAAGUAAGACGACCAUUGUUCCAUGAAAUGGAAUGGCUCGCGAAAGUAUUAUACAACAAUUUGAAGCUGGAAAGAAAAGUUUCGCACCAUACAUCAUCAACUAGAGAUCGAGACAACAAGGCCAUCAAUGUUAGUUAUUUUGGGACUUUUCCAAGCGUUCAGGCAGGUACUACUAUUCGGGGCGGGGGUUUCUGUUUGCGACUCACUUGAACUUCAGAUGGUCCUCGUAGAACUUCAGCAUUGCCUUCGGACAAUGCUGGUACACCUUAUCCAUGGUGACUUUCGUCUUGUUGCCGUUCUUGAAUUUGAUGUAGGCGACCAGCUGGCCGGCUUCGUUCUUCUCCACGGUGUCCACUACGUCAAUCAAUGGUUCCCAGUCCUUCUGGCUGGGCAGCCAGUCUCCUUCUGGUUGUUGUGGAUCUGCCCCUUCUCCAUUGCUGCGCUUUUGUCGUUUGGAGGCGCGCGCGGGGGACUCGGACGCGGUCGA
Molecule: messenger RNA, 4479 nt
Organism: Exophiala dermatitidis NIH/UT8656
Lineage: Eukaryota; Fungi; Ascomycota; Eurotiomycetes; Chaetothyriales; Herpotrichiellaceae
Product: telomeric repeat-binding factor 2-interacting protein 1
Exons: 1
Coding region: 412-3372 (986 amino acids)
Biological process (GO): regulation of DNA-templated transcription; telomere maintenance via telomere lengthening
Cellular component (GO): shelterin complex
Molecular function (GO): zinc ion binding; telomeric repeat DNA binding
Source: RefSeq, a predicted model, not a curated record